CAUCAGACGAUAUUUUUUUCUUCCACGUUGUUGGCUGAACCACAAAUGCGCAAAUUUUCCCUUUCACCCCAUUUUGAUGAAUAACAAGACUGCCUAUCAAAUAUUAGGCGUUGACUCUUUUACUUCACAAAAAGAGAUACGCAAAAAAUACUUGACACUCUGUAAACUGCAUCAUCCAGAUAUUGCAAAGACAAAGACGAUUGACUUUAGAGAAAUCACCGCAGCAUAUGAAUGGCUAUCAAAUAAGACACAACAACAACACUAUUCUGAGCCUAGAAGGAGUCCAAUCAAUACUUUGCUUUGGACAAGGAGAAGUUACUUUGCUGGUUUGGGAUUAGCUGCUUUUACUUUGCUAUAUUUCUAUCAAGAUACAACACCUAAAAGAACAACAACAACAAAUAGUUACAAACAAAUCAAAAGUGAUAUUCCUCCUUGGGAAGCAGCUGGUCUAAGUUUCCGUGAAUGGCAAAAAAGAUAAUAACUG
This is a messenger RNA of Gilbertella persicaria, 484 nucleotides long. RefSeq lists its product as uncharacterized. The transcript has a single exon. The coding region runs from base 77 to 478 and encodes 133 amino acids. The record is from RefSeq and is a predicted model, not a curated record. Lineage: Eukaryota; Fungi; Mucoromycota; Mucoromycetes; Mucorales; Choanephoraceae.